This is a messenger RNA of Sturnus vulgaris (Common starling), 4027 nucleotides long. Lineage: Eukaryota; Metazoa; Chordata; Aves; Passeriformes; Sturnidae. The record is from RefSeq and is a predicted model, not a curated record.
CUUAGGAAACAAUAAGGAAGAGGGAAUUAUUAUUUUCAUAGUUUGGGCAUAGCUCAUUAUUUCACCUGUUGGGACAAGGACAAGGUGUUCUUUCAUUUCAUAUAUAAUAUGCCAGCUAUGAUAAAUCUGAGGCUGCUUCCUGACUUCUCAAAGGAUCUUUGUCUCUCUUUUUUUUUCAGUACUUUGUCUUUUUCUGUAACCUCCAGAUUAUAUGUCAAGAAACCAGAACCACUUAUCCCCUCUUCUUACAGAGACUGGGAAAGAGAUUUUUGAGAUUUUAACUGCCUUUUCUUCAUGUGAAUUACUCGAGCAGAGCUUGUUUCUUUAGCUCCCAUACCUUUUCUAGACAACACAACAGCAUAAGUGUUUUUCUUGUCAAUGAUAAAGCUUCUCGGGAAGUUCUUGUUAUUCCUUUGAGCAACAUGAACAACAAGGUUUGCUGCAUCUUAUCCAGUCUUGCAUAUGGAAUUGUCGAAGAUCUGAGAGCAAUGAAAAAACACUUCUUGCAAAAAAGGAACAUUUUGGUCCACGUGUAAGCGUGGCACUUGGUGACUCACCUGCAAGAUUUCUUGGCUGACAUCUGAAGAACGAAGUGCUUUUCAACCUGUACUUCUGUAGCACUAUGACUAACUGUAAAGGCAGAUCUACCAUCUCCAAAACAAAUAGCAAAGUCCAUGACAGAGAAGGCUUUGUAAACUGGACCAUAAAUCUUAACACAAUUCAGUCUGAUAAAUUUUUGAGACUGCUUUUAAGUAUGGUUCCUGUUGUUUACCAAAUAAACCAAGAGGAAAGACACAAAAAGGUGAAUGGUGUCUGGCAAGAUGGAUUGCAACCAGCAGGACACAAUUUUAAUGUCAGGUCAGAGCAACACACAGAGUACCAUCACUUCUCAGAACCAAGCUUUCAUGGUAGCAAUGGACACAGCCCAUCCAGUAGCCCAAAAUAUGAUGAUUUUGCCAGUUAUAAUUACUGUGAUGGAAUGGACACUUCAGAAACAGAUGCCAUGUUGCAGGAUGAUGCUCUCUCUAGUGACAGUAAUGAAGAAAUUAUUGUGGAAGGAAGUAGAAAACAACCCAAAGAAUCGAGUAGUAUUAUGGCACUGCAGAUACUUGUACCCUUUUUGCUAGCAGGGUUUGGAACUGUUUCUGCUGGCAUGGUUUUGGAUAUUGUACAGCACUGGGAUGUGUUCAAGAAUGUUACUGAAGUCUUUAUCUUGGUUCCUGCACUUCUUGGUCUCAAAGGAAAUUUGGAAAUGACCUUGGCAUCCAGGUUGUCAACUGCUGUAAAUAUUGGAAAAAUGGAUUCUCCCAUUGAGAAAUGGAACCUAAUAAUUGGCAAUUUGGCCUUAAAACAGGUUCAGGCAACAGUAGUUGGUUUUCUGGCAGCAGUGGCAGCAGUUAUAUUGGGCUGGAUUCCAGAGGGCAAAUACCGCUUUGAUCAUUCAGUCCUUCUGUGUUCUAGCAGUGUAGCAACUGCCUUCAUAGCUUCUCUUUUACAAGGAGUGAUAAUGGUUGGAGUUAUUGUUGGAUCUAAGAAGACUGGUAUUAAUCCUGACAACGUUGCCACUCCUAUAGCAGCAAGCUUUGGAGAUCUCAUCACCCUUGCCAUACUAGCAUGGAUAAGUCAGGGUCUAUACACUUGCCUUGAGACAUAUUACUAUAUAUCUCCUUUGGUUGGUGCCUUUUUUUUGGCUCUGACUCCGAUGGGGAUUGUCAUAGCUGCCAAACACCCAGCUACCAGAACUGUCCUCCAUUCAGGAUGGGAGCCUGUUAUAACUGCCAUGAUUAUAAGCAGUAUUGGUGGCCUUAUUCUGGACACAACUGUAUCUGAUCCUAACUUGGUUGGAAUUGUUGUUUAUACCCCAGUAAUUAAUGGUAUUGGUGGCAAUCUAGUAGCUAUUCAAGCUAGCAGAAUUUCUACCUACCUCCAUUUACAUAGCAUUCCUGGAGAGCUGCCAGAGGAGGCCAAGGGUUGCUAUUACCCAUGCAGAACAUACUUUGGUACAGGAGUAAAUAACAAAUCAGCCCAAGUUCUGCUUCUCUUGGUGAUUCCUGGACACCUGAUUUUCUUGUACACUAUCCACUUAAUGAAAAGUGGACAUACUUCCUUAACCCCCAUCUUUAUAGCAGUAUAUUUGUUUGCAGCUCUGCUACAGGUGUUUACUCUGUUGUGGAUUGCUGACUGGAUGGUGCAUCACUUCUGGAAAAAAGGAAAAGACCCUGACAGUUUUUCUAUCCCUUAUCUUACUGCACUGGGAGAUCUGCUUGGAACUGCCUUAUUAGCCAUAGGUUUUCAUUUUCUGUGGCUCAUAGGUGACAGAGAUGGUGAUGUUGGUGACUAAUUAUCCCAACAGAUGCAAUGACUUUUCCUGGAAUUUGACAAGACCAAUCACUCCACCUGAGGGUCCUCAAAGGAUUUGUUCCUUUUGUUCUAAGUGAAUCCGGUUGACACAGACAUAAAACAGCCUUAAUGAUUUUAGUUUGGUUUGCUUUUAAAACCUUGGAUGGAGCUGUGAUAUCUGAGAGCUUUAUUCUGAAACCAAGGUGAAUUGGUGGUAGCUGAAGAUAUCUGAGGAGACACAAUGAAGGGCAGAUGAAUCCUUUAUUAAGUGUUCAAUUGCCUAAAGAGGUGAUGAUACAUUCUUACCUUGCAAUUUCAGUGCUGUGGCUCUCUGAGCACUGCAGACUUGAUACCAAUAAUGACUGUUAUGGUCCACACAUUUUAUCCCAGGCUUUAUUUUCUGUAGAUGAAUAUGACCAUCAGCAUUUAUAAAAUUAGACACUUGAAAAGUGUCUGCAGGACUAAGCCCAUUUUCUUUGUGCUACAAUGAGCAACCUAAUUAUUUUGCUGUUGGAAUUUAUUAGAACAAAAAUAGCAAAGGCAAAUAAUAAUGUGAACUGACCUGGUCAAUAAUAAUGGGUGAAUGAUUAAAACUCCUUGUGUUGAAAAGUGUGUGUUCAUUUAGCAACUGAAAAGAUGUUUAACUAACUGAUAUUAAUGUGUUGUGAUGGCCAGUAUCCUGAUUUUAAUGAAGUAUUUAGAGGUGUUAAUUUAACUGUAUAUACUGAUCCCUGCUUGAAACUUGCAGUAUAAAAGAUGAAGUUUCUUUUAUAGGCACUUAGGAAGUCACUUAAAUUUGUCAAAUUCCAGAGCUGUGUCAUCAAUUUCUAAGCAGAAACCUCUGCUUUCAAGUCAUGCAAAUAACAUGGUCAGUAGGAAAAUUUAUGGCUUCUCAAUGACUUCUCUUAUUUGUAGACCUGAAUAUUUCAAAUAAUACGUUGAUCAUGAGGACUCUGGUUGCCAUUUUGAAAAAAAAAAAAGGUACUAAUUGCUCUGUUUUAAAAUCUACCAGGAGUUCCUCACAGCAUAUGUUUUAAAAGACUAUAGCAUACAUCGUAAAUGCAUAAUGAAAUAAAUCAUAUUUUUAAUGUUGUGAUUGAAAGUUUUAAUUUUGGAGAUUUAAAUUAGAAAAUAUAAUCCAUAUAUCAGCAUAUGGUUAAAUCUUGUAAAAAUUAGUCAUGUGCUUUAUGCAUACAAAUGUUUUUUAAUUUGAUGGACCUACUCAGAUGAGUAGAUUACGUGGAUAAGUGUUAAUGGGACUUCUAUAUGUGUUGGUCACCUUAAACUCUUUGGAAGUUCAAAGUGUUUGCAACUUUGAAAAUUAAACCAGCUAUUCAGUGCCUACACAUGGCUUUAGAUGCCUGAAUUUUAGCUCCCUCAUUUAAAUUUUUUUAUUUAAGCGUUUUCUUACUGUUAUUAUAAUAUAGUUGUUUGAAUGAAUCAUAUGUAUUAUGUCUUUUAUUAUGUGAGGGAAAGAUGAAAUCUUUCUAACUUCAGGUUCUCUGACUUUUUUUAGUUUAUAUUAAUGUUAUUUAAAACAGUUUCUUGUAUGUAGCAUUGCAGGAAAUAUUAUUAAAUUGUUUAAAAUGGAAUAAAUAAUGAGAAGUAAUUCAAUUUUUCCAAUAAUGCUCAUUUAUUUUUGAUACAGCCAUAGAUGCAAUUUUUUCUUUUUCUGUUAGAACUGCCA